AAUCUUGUCAGUGGUGUAUGGCUGGUCGGUCAAAGAGCGCCACCUCUCGCUUGUCCAUAUAUUCCACCCCUCCACUGCUCCCCUUGACCGUCUCCUUCACAGUUGGCUCGCAGGCAGACGCAGCUGAAUCCCAACUGAGCUGGCCGCUGUCCUUGCUCCGAAAAAGACAAGAGCAACCUUGCAAUGAUCUCGCUGGACUUGAAUUUCAACAUUCUGACAAGGGACCUUUCACAUUAUUUGGAAAAUCAAGUGAAAGUUGGGCUGUUCGGUUCGGGAGUGGGGUUGUCUCUGGUACUCGGCUUCAGCGCAGCUUACACCUGCUAUUAUUUAAUUUCGGUAGCCAAGAAACCUCAACUUAUUUCUGGCGGUAAGAAGUUCUACCAGUUUCUAAAGGAGCAAUGUCCAGUCGUGUCAGAGACUUACUACCCCACAUUUUGGUGCUGGGAGAGUCGCAUUCAAACUCUGCUGAGACCUUUUGUUACAGCCAAACCUGGUGUUGUCUAUAGAAACGAGCUAAUCAAGGCAGCAGAUGGAGGACAGAUAUCUGUGGAUUGGUUUGACAACGAUGACAGCCUCUUUUAUCCUGACCCCACCACCAGGCCCACAGUCCUGCUUCUUCCCGGCCUGACCGGCACCAGUCGAGAAUCCUACAUCUUGCACAUGGUCCAGCAGAGCCGGGAUCUAGGUUAUAGAUGUGUGGUAUUCAACAACAGAGGGGUUUCUGGUGAAACACUGCUGACCCCGAGGACCUACUGCGCUGCUAACACAGAAGAUCUGGAGACUGUUAUUGAUCACAUCCAGAAAACCUAUGAAGUGGCUCCAAUGAUGGCUGCUGGUGUAUCCAUGGGAGGGAUGAUGCUGGCCAACUAUUUGGGUCGUAAGGGCCGGAAAACCUGCCUGAAAGGGGUCAUAGUCUUCUCAGCAGGCUGGGAUGUGUUUGAGUGCACCGCAUCACUGGAAAAACCCCUAGACCGUUUCCUCUUCAACUCCUACCUCACCAGCUGCCUACAAGCUUCUGUGCACAGACACAGACCGGUGCUUGAAAAGUGCUACGACAUUGACCAUGUCAUGAAGGCAAAGACUAUCCGAGAGUUUGAUGAGAGGUUCACCUCCAUCAUGUUCGGAUAUCCUACUAACGACGACUACUACCGCGAUGCCAGUCCUGUGCACAAGCUGAAAUCUGUGCAGGUGCCAAUGCUGUGUCUGAACGCUGCUGAUGACGUCUUUUCUCCAUCACACGCCAUUCCAGUGGAUGCAGUGAAGCAGAACCCUAACUUGGCCUUGCUUAUAACCUGCCAUGGAGGCCACAUUGGCUUCCUGGAGGGUCUGUGGCCACGACAGAGCACUUAUAUGGACCGAGUCUUCAAGCAGUUCGCAAAGGCCGUCAUUGAAGAAGGCGGCCGACUUAAAGACCUCUCCUGAUAAGACAAUUUAGAGUGGUCCUCUCGUUUUAUCAUUGUCCUCCAUGUUUUUUCCACUACGUUCCAUCGUUUUCUUCUUCCAUUUUCACCCUUUUUAUUGUUCAUUCCCAGCUCUCUAUAAUUCCUUCCUUCCUUAACACCAAAUGUUAUUCAUCUUUAUUUUUGUAUGCUUCCUUGCCUUGUCUUGAUGCUAUCUUUGCCUUACAUUGAUUUGUUCUAUUCCUCCCACUGCCACAAGCAAAAAAAAAAAAAAACAACAUAAUUUUUUCUUAUUUAAAGGGCAUAUUAUUAAAUGCAGUACUUCUGCUGCAUUUGACAUUCAGAUCAUUUUUAGGCGUAGCUGCUCAUGUCAGUGCUGAAAAGAUUUAAUAUUUCUUAUAUUGCUCAACCUAAGAAUAUGGUGGUAACCCUGUGCUAUUUAUUUUUUUGCCCAUCAAGUUAACUCUAGUACUGUUUCACUUAUGUAACCUUACGUAGUUUUUAGCACUUACAUCAGUAGGAUUGUAGCCCUCAGGGAUUUUAUUUAUUUUUCUGUCUCAUUCCAACCGUUUCUUGUGAAAUGUCAUUUUUAUCAACAUGUUCUCCUUUGUUUUGCAUCGUACUCCACCUUUUAAAAGUAGAUGUUAAUUAGCUGUUAACAGAACAUAAUGUUGUUUCUUUUGAGUUCUAACUGGAGGCGUGUAUUAUGCUUGUGUGCUUUCUUUCAGAGAGGUCAGAAAGUUGAUUCCAUGUCCUAUUAAAUGUGAAGUUGCUGUUGGGAGACAUUUAGCUAUGAGGACUGAAAGCAUCAACGUUAGUUCAGAAAAAAAACAGUUUUUUUUUUUUUAUGAGAGUUAAAAUAAAUUUUAAAAAAAUUGUUUUUCUAAAUAUAUCCUGUGACUCCACCUGUUUUAUCUCGGUCCAUGCACAUUCAUUUCUUUGUGGGGUUUUUUCUUAAUAUUUUGGCAUAUUAGAACUAUAUAUAAACUGAAGGGUACAGAUUGUUCUGGAAAAAGUCCAAAAGCUAAAAAUGUUUUUAAUUGAUACAAUUUUGGAGCCAUUUCUGUACCUUGAUCUUUCUAUUCCGUUCCUUUUUUUGUUUGUUUGUUUUUUAGGUUCUGUUACACGUUUUCUGUAAAGAUUAUGAUAAAAGACACAUGUUUAAACCCAAAGAGACCAAGGAGAGUUAACCCUUUGCUUUCAGUUUGCAGGCUAAUUGACAGCUGGCUGUAGCUUCACAUUUAAAAAAAAAAAAACAUGCAGUGUACCUCUGACAAUGACAAUCUACUGAUGUGAUUUUGUUUCAUCUGUGGAUAUUCUACAUGCACUUUUAUUUCAAGUUUUUUUAGUUUCACGCACACCAAAUAGUUUUACAAAUGGAGAAUAUGGAGAAAAUUUGAUCCAUGAUGCGGAAUGUAAAGUUGCAGUAUUUAGUUGGUACUAUCAUGCCUCUAACUGUCUAACGUAAGGCACUUAUUUCAUCAGAGCCAUGACAGUGAAAAUCCUAAAGGCUCAACAGAGCAGAGUGCGAAUGCCAUGAAGUUUAUUUUGUGAAAAUGGUUAUUUCUGUGACUCUACGGACGCUUUAUACAGCCUGAGUUAAAUGAAGUAAAAUGUGAGGAUGUGGUUUUCACAUUGGCUGUCUGAAGUGGUGUUUGCUGCUUUACAGCAUGUGUAGCUUGUAUUGUUUCCAGUCAUUUUUGCCCCACUUUGCCAACAAUGAUCAACGGACUGGCUGCCAUUAAUGAGUUGGCAUGGGGGAACUGAACAAUUAUGACUAGAGGCCAGAAUUUCAGUAAGAAAAUGCAUGAAAACAAAUUGACUACAAAAUUCCAGUUGAAUUUUACUCUUCAGUUGUUUGGCAAAAUUAGCACGUGUUUCUUCAUCAUCACGUCCUGUAACUGUAGCAUUGAAGGCAAGUUUGUUUUUUUCUUUUUCAUUUAUGCUGCAUUUGAUUUUGUACGGCACACAACAGACAUCAAGAAAACACUUGUUUAAACUGUGCAGCAAUAAGAUUUUAAAUAUAAAAUCUGCCUAUAGCAUAAGUACUACUGUAUCGACAUGAUCAUCAUUAGUGUAUUAUGCUGUAUUUAUUGAAUUAUUAAACAAAGUCUAGGUCGA
Messenger RNA from Poeciliopsis prolifica (blackstripe livebearer), 3521 nucleotides. It is a transcript of the gene abhd3, whose product is annotated as abhydrolase domain containing 3, phospholipase. Gene Ontology annotation, molecular function: acetylesterase activity; glycerophospholipid phospholipase A1 activity; monoacylglycerol lipase activity. The record is from RefSeq and is a predicted model, not a curated record. Gene Ontology annotation, biological process: phosphatidylcholine metabolic process; medium-chain fatty acid biosynthetic process; medium-chain fatty acid catabolic process. The transcript is spliced from 9 exons. The coding region runs from base 184 to 1422 and encodes 412 amino acids. NCBI's taxonomy places the organism in Eukaryota, Metazoa, Chordata, Actinopteri, Cyprinodontiformes, Poeciliidae.